Molecule: messenger RNA, 819 nt
Organism: Symbiodinium sp. CCMP2456
Lineage: Eukaryota; Dinophyceae; Suessiales; Symbiodiniaceae
Source: the annotation of a GenBank genome assembly
AUGGCCAGAAUUCACUGCUUUCUGGAGAGAUGCAACCAAACUGCUCGCAACCUACAGCUGUCAGGUUUCAAUCCAAAUCGCCGAGACGAUCGGUUGCUGGAUGCAGAGGUGACCGCGCGGCGGCAUCCACGGCCGCAGAAACCCGCGGAAGAUGAUGAUUCUGACAGUGAGGAGCUCAUCAACACUGAGCCAGAGUUCGUCCUCAGCAUGGAGAGCGACUCCCGCGUGGACUGGCUACAGAUGGCUCUCUUGCAAGCGGCCGAAGGAAAGCUGAAGGCUGCUGCGCUUUACGAGGUCAUGAAACAUAAGACUUUUGUGCCCAGCGAGCUCGCUCACCGGAGUAAGCUGAAGGCCAUGUUGACUGCCAACCUGCACCUCUUCAGUGCCAAGCACAAAAAGGUCCUGGAAGAAGCCGCGAACAGCUGGGGCUCUGAGGGCUCAAAGGGCAACAAGGCACGACGUGCAAGCAGCAGCGAUAGCAGCAGCAGCAGCUCCAGUCGAAAAGUGAGCAAAAAAGAGGCGAAGGAAGUGGCAAAAUCGAACGCAGAUUCUGAUCGACGGCGCAGUCGGAGCACUCGCAAGAAGCGAUCAAGCAGCGACAGCAGCAAGCCGCGGAAGAACAACAAAGAGGCGAAGGACAAAGGCAAAGAUAAGGACAAAAGCAAGGGCAAGGUCAAGGACAAGAAGGAAAGUAAAGACAAGAAGGAGAGCAAGGAUAAGAAGGAGAGUAAAGACAAGAAGGAGGACAAGAACAAGGACAAAGCCAAGGAAAAAAAGCGGCACAGCUCCAGUGUUGACCUCAAGAGAUGUGGCAAGUAG